Capronia coronata CBS 617.96 is the source of this 906-nucleotide messenger RNA. RefSeq lists its product as uncharacterized. The record is from RefSeq and is a predicted model, not a curated record. Lineage: Eukaryota; Fungi; Ascomycota; Eurotiomycetes; Chaetothyriales; Herpotrichiellaceae. Gene Ontology annotation, molecular function: nickel cation binding. The transcript has a single exon. The coding region runs from base 1 to 906 and encodes 301 amino acids.
AUGGAUGCCCGUGAUGCAGAGACACUUCGCGGGCGGAUCUUGGAUCUCGAGACCCAGCUUCAAACCACCAAGGCUCUGCUUCGGCGCAUAGAGGGAUCAAAGUUGGGAUCUCAAGUCAUCGGGAGUACACCCUUCACUGCCCAGGUCUCUCUUCCGUUGGGCCCUUCGACACACAACCUGAUGCUCCUGUCAGACUCAGCCUUACCGCUGGGGUCAUUCGCAUAUUCCAACGGGUUGGAGUCUUUCCUCGCCCACCACAAGCCCAUCCAGUCCGGCCAACCGCAGCUGUCUUUAUUCCACAAAUUCCUGAAACUAUCCCUUCAAUCUGUUGCAUAUACAACUGUCCCAUACGCCGUCGCCGCCUUCCGCGACCCAUUGGAUCUGAUGGACCUGGACAAUGACCUGGAUGCUUCAACGCCGUGUAACGUGGCGCGAAGAGCCAGCAUCGCCCAGGGCCGCGCUCUUUUGAGUGUCUGGGAAAAGGCAUUUGCAGCCCCGGCCAAAGCUCACCGCCUCGAGGACUCCGAGGCGGCCGCUGCGAUCGAGGUCUUUGCCAGGGACCUGAAAAUCGGAGUCUUGUCCUCGGAUCCUCUCAAAGUGAAUGGGCAUCUCGCACCGUUAUGGGGCGUGGUUUGUCUUGCUCUCGGGCUGAACCUAGAAGAAUCCGGGUACCUGUUCCUGCUUAACCAUGCCAAAGCUGUUCUGAGCGCAGCAGUGAGAGCUUCGGUCAUGGGACCAUAUAUGGCACAAACCAUCCUCGCAGGCCACGAUCUACAGGAUCUAAUUCGCCACAGCUUGGAAAGAGUCUGGUUCCUACAGCCUGAAGAUGCCGGGCAGGUCGUACCAACUCUGGAUUUGUGGGUGGGAAGACAUGAGAUGCUGUACAGCCGAAUCUUCAACUCAUGA